Colletotrichum acutatum is the source of this 675-nucleotide messenger RNA. RefSeq lists its product as uncharacterized. NCBI's taxonomy places the organism in Eukaryota, Fungi, Ascomycota, Sordariomycetes, Glomerellales, Glomerellaceae. The annotation marks the transcript as partial. Gene Ontology annotation, molecular function: protein binding. The record is from RefSeq and is a predicted model, not a curated record. The transcript has a single exon.
ACGGAAAACAAGCUCUCUGGGGAUUCUGGUAUUAUCAAUUUAACGAGAGAAAAGGCUCGACAUCACGAGAGUUUGCAGCACUGGCAGCAGGCGGGAGAGGUAUACUUGUGGUUGAUCCGCGUCGCCAGGACAUUCCCACUUGAGAGUGAAAUAUCCUCUCUAGCAACAUUCAUGACUGUGGAUUUCCUGAGGCGAGUCAGCUUGGCCUUUGAGUUGGCCAAUAAACAAGAACACGAAUGGGACUCUUGGUCUCCGUAUGCAACAGAGUCCACGGACGUCUGUUCGGCGAAGGAAGAUCUCGAAAACGAGCUUGAUCGUAAUUUCCUUGGGCCAUUUGGAGUUGAGCCGAUUUUCGCCGGUCUUCUGAAAAUGUAUGAGGGUCAACAGCGAUCAUGGAAGUGCAGCCUUUCGGAACAGUCCACAGCUUACAGAGGAAACCUCGGCUAUAGCGAAAGUAACGAUGAGUAUCGCGAAAAGUUUCACUUCACAAAUCUACACGAAGCAGCCCGAACUCAAAAUUACAAUCGCAUCAUAAAGGCGAUACGUCGUGCAGAAGAUAUCAACGCAAAAGAUAUCUUGAGUUGGACACCUCUUCAUUAUGGGGUGCAUGAUGACGACGUCACUUCAUCCUUGAUACAAGCUGGAGCAGACGUCAAUGCACGAGAUUCGGAUUGA